This is a messenger RNA of Saccostrea echinata, 1981 nucleotides long. RefSeq names its product E3 ubiquitin-protein ligase TRIM71-like. The transcript is spliced from 2 exons. The record is from RefSeq and is a predicted model, not a curated record. Gene Ontology annotation, molecular function: zinc ion binding; ubiquitin-protein transferase activity. Gene Ontology annotation, cellular component: nucleoplasm; chromatin. Bases 17 to 1930 code for a protein of 637 amino acids. NCBI's taxonomy places the organism in Eukaryota, Metazoa, Mollusca, Bivalvia, Ostreida, Ostreidae. Gene Ontology annotation, biological process: positive regulation of DNA-templated transcription.
GGCAUUUAGAUUAAAAAUGGUGAGCAGGGAACCAAGCAACAUCGAGCCAAAUGUUGACCUCGACAGCUGUGGCAUCUGCCUUGGCGACUUCAAAAAGCCCAAGAUAUUACCUUGCUUUCACACUUUCUGCUUGAAUUGUUUGAAGACCUACGUGGACAAAACUGGUCGUAAUGGAAAAUUCACAUGCCCUCUAUGUCUCAUCGAAACAGAUCUACCUCCAGGAGGCGUUGAACGUUUCCAGACUAACUUUUAUGUCAAAGCAGAACAGGCCAAAGCUCUGUCUUUGUUGAAUGCACGAUGUGACGUCUGCGACAUCGACAUUCCAAGCAAGGCUGAAAAUCGAUGCUUAGAAUGUGACCAGAAUCUAUGCCACAACUGCAGCAGGGCCCACUUGAAAAUGACGUCUUCAAAAGAGCACCAUCUGAUGACCGUCAAUUUUCCAGAAAAGCCACUCACACCAGCAGUCACGACCAAAGUUUUUUGCGACAAACACAAGGCGGAGGAACUUUCCUUUUACUGUCAGGUUUGCGAUGGUCCAAUUUGCUUGCGAUGUAAAGUCACCUCUCAUGAAAACCAUUCCACAAAGGAUCUCUCCGACGUUGCCGCCGAAACUAGACAAUUUCUUGGAGUAAAAUUGUCCGAGGCUAAAAGUUUCCUUCCAACUGUUCAUGAGCAGCUGAACGAAAUUAAUCGCUAUGAAGACCACUUAACACAAUCUAAGCAACAGAUCGUUAAAAAAAUUAACGAAAGGGCUACUGAUCUACAUUCAAGAAUUGACAAAAUAUCCAAUUCCAUGUUGAACGAUAUCGAGGCAGAAUACCGCGUGGAGAUGUCAAGGGUUGACUCUCAGAGACGAGCACUGGGAAAGGCCGGAAAAGCACUGUCCUCUCAGUUCCACGCCGCUAAUCAGGUUGUUUAUUUUGGCUCUGAUGCAGAGAUCGCCAGAAAUAAGCAGCUACUCUCUAAACGUCUCGAGAAGCUUACCAAGAAGUCAGAUGACCGCAUUAUCACUAAAUUGGAUCUAGCCUUUUUCCCAAGCAGCAGUCUAGAGGGAAAGAUAGAAGACAUAUUUGGAAGUUUGUCUACUGCAAGACCCCCUGUAGAUGACAUUAAAGUGACAGAAGUAUCUGUUUUCCAAGUAGACGACACUUUCAAGGUGGUAAGUUCUAUCUGUCCAAGAGAAGAAAACGACGCAUGGAUAACUUCUGGUUGGAAGCCCGAAAUUCAUCUCUUCAAUGUCCAAGGAACCAGACUUAAAACCGAGAAUGCUGGGCGAAACAUCGACACGAUUGUUUUGAGUCACGAUGGAUCUAUCGUCGUCUCCUGUAGCGACAAGCGUCAGAUCCUGAAAGGUAGGAAUGGCCUGGAUUUUUCUGUAAUAGCCACAGUUGCCAUGUAUCCUCGAGGGAUCGCGAUCAACAACAAUGAUGAAGUCUUCGUCUGCACUGGACAGUCUUUGGCCUUCCAGGAUUACAAAGACGGACAUAGGAACAAGGUUCUUCGUUACUCGUUGGAUGGAAAUCUUCUUGGCGAAUUUGGUGAUCCCUCCAGUGAAUUCCUAUACCCUCUCCGAGUUGUAUGCAACAUUACUGGUGAUGUGGUCGUUUCCGAUUGCCAAAAGCGCCGAAUCACCAUUCAUCGUCAAGAUGGUCACAUCAAGUUUUCUUACACCGGAACAGAAACGGAAAACUUACGGAGUCCAUUUGAGCCAAGGGGUGUCACCUGCGAUUCCCGCGGUUUCAUUUACGUCACUGACAAUGCUAAUGACGCUGUGCAUCUUCUCGAUCACACCGGGAAAUUUGUUCGUCUUCUUUUGACAACAAAGGAUGAAAUUUACGGCCCAUAUUCCGUUGCCAUGGACUCAAAAAAUAACUUGUGGGUAGGAUGCCGAGAUGCAACUGUCAAGAUUUUUCAUUGUGCUCAUUUUUGACAUUUGAGAGUGCCUGAAACGAUCUGACAUUUUUUUUUCAAGGGAAGUGGG